This is a messenger RNA of Lasiosphaeria miniovina, 1107 nucleotides long. Its product is annotated as dioxygenase-like protein. Gene Ontology annotation, molecular function: 2-oxoglutarate-dependent dioxygenase activity. The transcript is spliced from 4 exons. Gene Ontology annotation, cellular component: cytoplasm. Bases 1 to 1107 code for a protein of 368 amino acids. Lineage: Eukaryota; Fungi; Ascomycota; Sordariomycetes; Sordariales; Lasiosphaeriaceae. The record is from RefSeq and is a predicted model, not a curated record.
AUGUCGACGACAACCACAACCAAGACGGCCGCCGAGAGUGAGCCAAUCACGCUGACUCUGGCGUAUGACAAGGAGAUACACGAAGAAUACAAUUACGCGGCCUACCUGCCCGUCUACGAUGAAAAGACGCACUUCCCUCCGCUGCAGCCGUUCAAGUUCCACGACCGCGGGCUGGCGGCGGCCAAGGACAAGCCCAGCCUACUGUCUAAGAGCAACCCCGACCUCCAGGUCAGCAAGCUGACGCCCGUCAUCGGCACCGAGAUCCGCGGGCUGCAGCUGUCGAAGCUCGACGACCGCCAGAAGGACGAGCUGGCCCUGCUCAUUGCCGAGCGCGGCGUCGUCGUCUUCCGCGGCCAGGACUUCAAGGACAUUGGCAUCGACAGGCAAAAGGCCUUUGGCCGCUACUUUGGGCCGCUGCACAUUCAUCCCGUCGGCGCCCACGUCAAGGACCACCUGGAGCUGCACAACAUCUACCUGGGCCCGGACAACGAGUACCGCAACAAGCGGCGGUCGAGCCGGCUGACGACGGUCGGCUACCACUCGGACGUGUCGUACGAGCACCAGCCGCCGGGCAUCACCAUCCUCACGCUCCUAUCAGUGCCGCCGACGGGCGGCGACACGGGCUGGACGUCGCAGACGGCCGCGUACGCGCGCCUGUCGCCGCCGAUCCGCACGCUGCUCGAGGGCCUGCGUGCCGAGCACAGCGGCGUCCCGCAGGCCGACGGCGCCCGCCGCGACGGCAAGUUCGUCCGCCGCGAGCCUGUGUCGUCUGAUCACCCCGUCGUCCGCGUCCACCCGGCCACCGGCCAGAAGGCCCUAUUCGUCAACCCGGGCUUCACGAAGCGCAUCGUUGGGCUGCGCGACGAGGAGUCGGACGCGUUGCUCAAGCUGCUGUUUAGCCACAUCUCGCUCGGCCAGGACUUCCAGGUUCGCGUGCGCUGGGAGGAGGGCACCGUCGCACUGUGGGACAACCGCGUCACAGCCCACACGGCCAUCUCCGACUACAACGUGCACAACCCCCAGGAGGGCCUGCGCCACGGCUUCCGCAUCACCACGCUGGCCGACCGGCCCACGGGCGUCGACGGGCUCGAGUCCACUUGGGAGUGA